Molecule: messenger RNA, 1557 nt
Organism: Cynocephalus volans (Philippine flying lemur)
Lineage: Eukaryota; Metazoa; Chordata; Mammalia; Dermoptera; Cynocephalidae
Gene: RORB
Product: RAR related orphan receptor B
Exons: 11
Coding region: 1-1557 (518 amino acids)
Biological process (GO): regulation of transcription by RNA polymerase II
Cellular component (GO): nucleus
Molecular function (GO): RNA polymerase II cis-regulatory region sequence-specific DNA binding; nuclear receptor activity; melatonin receptor activity
Source: RefSeq, a predicted model, not a curated record
AUGAGGACAGUGAGUAGAAGGGAAGACUUUGGAUACAGGCGACUCUUGUUCAAGAAACCAUCCCUGAAGCUCAUUGCUCGUGAAAGUGAGCAGAGCAAACAGAAGCAAGUAGAAAUACUUAGUCUACAAAGUAUUUUAGAUGACUUUGUCUUUCCUAAUUUUUUUGUUAUUAGCUCUUUAGCUGCACAAAUUGAAGUGAUACCAUGCAAAAUUUGUGGUGAUAAGUCCUCCGGGAUCCACUACGGAGUCAUCACGUGUGAAGGCUGCAAGGGAUUCUUUAGGAGGAGCCAGCAGAACAAUGCCUCUUACUCCUGCCCAAGGCAGAGAAACUGUUUAAUUGACAGAACCAACAGAAACCGUUGCCAACACUGCCGACUGCAGAAGUGUCUUGCCCUAGGAAUGUCAAGAGAUGCUGUGAAGUUCGGAAGGAUGUCCAAGAAGCAAAGGGACAGCCUGUAUGCCGAGGUGCAGAAGCACCAGCAGCGGCUGCAGGAACAGCGGCAGCAGCAGAGCGGGGAGGCGGAAGCCCUUGCCAGGGUGUAUAGCAGCAGCCUCAGCAACGGCCUGAGCAGCCUCAGCAAUGAGACCAGUGGCACUUAUGCCAACGGGCACGUCAUUGACCUGCCCAAGUCCGAGGGCUACUACAGCGUGGAUUCCGGCCAGCCAUCCCCUGAUCAGUCAGGACUUGACAUGACUGGAAUCAAACAGAUAAAGCAAGAACCUAUCUAUGACCUCACAUCCGUACCCAACUUGUUUACCUAUAGCUCUUUCAACAACGGGCAGUUAGCACCAGGGAUAACGAUGACUGAAAUCGAUCGAAUUGCACAGAACAUCAUUAAGUCCCAUUUGGAGACAUGUCAAUACACCAUGGAAGAGCUGCACCAGCUGGCGUGGCAGACCCACACCUAUGAAGAGAUCAAAGCUUAUCAAAGCAAGUCCAGGGAGGCACUGUGGCAGCAAUGUGCCAUCCAGAUCACGCAUGCCAUCCAAUAUGUGGUAGAGUUUGCAAAGCGGAUAACAGGCUUCAUGGAGCUCUGUCAGAAUGAUCAAAUUCUACUUCUGAAAUCAGGUUGCUUGGAAGUGGUUUUAGUGAGAAUGUGCCGUGCCUUCAACCCAUUAAACAACACUGUUCUGUUUGAAGGAAAAUAUGGAGGAAUGCAGAUGUUCAAAGCCUUAGGUUCUGAUGACCUAGUGAAUGAAGCAUUUGACUUUGCAAAGAAUUUGUGCUCCUUGCAGCUGACCGAGGAGGAGAUUGCUUUGUUCUCAUCUGCUGUUCUGAUAUCUCCAGACCGAGCCUGGCUGAUAGAACCAAGGAAGGUCCAGAAGCUUCAGGAAAAAAUCUAUUUUGCACUUCAACAUGUGAUUCAGAAGAAUCACCUGGAUGAUGAGACCUUGGCAAAGUUAAUAGCCAAGAUACCAACCAUCACAGCAGUUUGCAACUUGCACGGGGAGAAGCUGCAGGUAUUUAAGCAAUCUCACCCAGACAUAGUGAAUACACUGUUUCCUCCAUUAUACAAGGAGCUCUUUAAUCCUGACUGUGCCACCGUCUGCAAAUGA